Molecule: messenger RNA, 5739 nt
Organism: Hemiscyllium ocellatum (epaulette shark)
Lineage: Eukaryota; Metazoa; Chordata; Chondrichthyes; Orectolobiformes; Hemiscylliidae
Exons: 14
Coding region: 1563-2843 (426 amino acids)
Molecular function (GO): nucleotide binding
Source: RefSeq, a predicted model, not a curated record
CUAGGUAUGAACUUUUGACCAUUGCCCUAGUCUUUGCUCAGUUUCACGCCAGUGGCUUCUAGGAAACUUUUGGCGUUGCUUUACCUGAAGAAAUAGGGGGAAACUAAAAGGACCACAGGAGUCUAAACCUUUCAAGAGGUAAGCCAUCGAUCAAACUUAAGUGUCAGGGAAACCUUCAACUGAGUUCUAUCCUCCGUUUGUAACUUCUAGGGUAUGCACGUCGACAUCCAAACAAGGCACUAAUUUUCAUAACGCACUCUCUAAACAGCAACUAGACGGCAGCAAACCGAGUUCCACCGCUCUCAAGCCGGAGGCGGCUAUCGAACCAAGCACCUUGGUUUUCGGCAGAUUUGGGACAAUGUAACUAGAUAGACAAUCCAAGACUGUGUUCACAAAGUAGUUUAAUCGCAGAGCCUAUAAAAUCUGAACCCGAUACCAAUCAUUUCAAACUCCAUCGGAGGUGGUAAUCAGCAGCAGCAAACUUAUUUUCUUUCGAAUUGGUAAGAUUCCGAGGCGGAUUAUAGCAGCCAUACACCUCACUAAAAAGGCCCUCAAGACAGUAGUAGGCCUGGGUUCGAGUCACACCUGGUAUAGAGGUGUGUUCUAACAUAUCUGAACAGGAUGAUUAGAAAAAAUACCAAGAAGACAGAAUCUGAUUUCUCGUUGGAUAAAUCUGGUGAACCAACCAGGGAGCUUUCCUAUUUAGAUCCCACUUUAAAAACUAUUUAGUAGCUGGAAACGGCCAAAUUUGAGCACAGGUGCUAUAUCUAUCUCAACUGGCAGCUGAAAAUCCCAAGAUUCUAAUUACUAACCACUGAUUUGUUAUUUUCCUCUGAUUCUAAGAAGGACAUUAGACAUUUUUCCUUGACCCAUGCUGAAAAAGGAUGAGGAUGGCUAGACUGGUAACAACAGCUUGUGACUUUUUGUGUAAUUAAAACUGUUCAGUGUCUGUGUUAAUACAUGACAUCUGGCUAAAAGGUGAAUUUGCAGAGGUCUGCCGUCACUCAUUGACUCAUCCUACUAAGUGUCGUGGCUAUUAAUCACCUGAGUGUUUUGAUUGUUGCAACUGCACAAAUUCAAGGAUAAUUAUUUCACCAAACUCCUGAUUUGAGUCUUAUAAAUAUUGUUUAGUUUUUGAGGGGUAAGAAGAAGAGAUACUCGUCACAAAGUACCCGGUCACUGUUCUGUUUUAGAUCAUAGAAUUGCUACAGUGCAGAUAGAGACUAUUUGGCUCAUCUAAUCUACACCAACCUUUCAAAGGUCAUCCCAAACAGACUGUGGCUAAUCCACCUAGCCUGUACAUCCCUGGACACUGAGCACAGUUAGUCCACCGAAACUCCACAUCUUUGGACUAUGGAGGAAACAGGAGCAUUUUGCCAGGAACCCAUGUAGACACAGGGCGAAUGUGCAAACUUCACACAGUCACCCAACGGUGGAAUCAAAUACAGAUCUCUGGCAUUAUGAGGCAGCAGUGCUAACGACUGAGCUUUUUGGAGCUAUUAUGUUGAUUUGGCUGGACACAUCAGGCUUCUGGUCAAGGUGACCCUCAAGACAUUGCAGCUAUGCCGCGCUGUGUGGAAGUGAUUAUCAUUGGGGCUGGGAACCGGGGGCAGACUUAUGCAUUGUUUUCAAAAGAUUUUCCAGAGCGAAUGAAGGUUGUGGGAGUAGCAGAUUGUCGUUUAAUUGCCAGACAGAAUUUGCAGAUGAAGUACUCAAUUCAAGAUUGUAACAUCUUCAGCGAUUGGAGAGAAGCUGCAAAACGGGAGAAAUUUGCAGAUGCCGUGAUCAUAGCAACUCCAGACAGGCAUCAUAAGGAUCCAACAGUGGCAUUUGCAAAGAAGGGCUACCACAUCCUACUGGAGAAACCCAUGGCAGUGACUGUGGAUGAUUGCAAGGAGAUUCUUCUGGUAUGCAAGGAGAAUAAUGUGAUACUUGCAGUUUGCCAUGUACUGAGAUACUCCCCACCAAUUCUAAAAGUACAUGAGCUGCUAUGCCAGGGAGUGAUCGGAGAAGUGGUCCAUUUACAACAUCUGGAACCUGUUGGUUUUUAUCACUUUGCUCACUCGUUCGUUCGAGGGAAUUGGAGAAAUGAGCAGGAAAGCACCUUCUCACUCAUGGCAAAAUCUUGUCAUGACAUUGACAUCAUCAACAGCUUGAUGUUUGGAAAGAGGUGCAUCAAGGUAUCAUCAUUUGGAUCUCUGUCUCAUUUUAUCAAAGAUGACAAGCCCGAGGGUGCUGCUGACCGAUGCUUGGAUUGUGCUGCGGAGAAGUGUUGCCCAUACUCUGCUAAGAAACUUUAUCUGGAAGGUGUCAAGAAUGGCAAGAAAGGAUGGCCCAUCUCUGUGAUCUGUGAAGGGUCUACUGUUGACAUUGAAUCGGUUACAAAGGCACUUCGUGAAGGUCCAUAUGGAAGAUGUGUUUACGAAUGUGAUAAUGAUGUUGUCACCCAUCAGGUUGUGAAUAUGGAAUUUGAGGAAGGAGUGACAGCAGCUUUUACGAUGGUGGCUUUCACUGAAAAGCUGGCUUCUCGGAAAAUAACCAUUUAUGGAACUGAGGGGGAGCUGUCAAGUGAGGGCCAGGAUCCAGUGACAGUUUUCGAUUUCCUUACGCAGACAAAGACUGAAUAUCCCUUGGACUAUUCUUCAAUACAGAACACACACUUGGGAGGACAUGGAGGAGCUGAUUACUAUCUAAUGGACAGCUUCAUACAGGCUGUCGCUGAGAACAAUCCAUCACUGAUCAGGACAGGUCCUGAAGAGACCCUGUUGAGUCACCUGCUGGUAUUUGAUGCUGAACGUUCGAGGAGAGAAAACCGCGUGGUUUUCUGUGCCAAUACAGAAUAAUCAAAUGCUGUGAUCAUUUCAACAAUCAAAAGAUAUUUGGGCAUAGAUUUUAGGAAAUUAAUACUCCUAAUGCAGGGGUUAUGUUUCAGGAGUAGUCUACCACUACUUUCCAGAGAAGGAUGUUGUGGUACGCUAGAUUCUGCACUCAAAUCACUUUUUCAAAAAUCCACUCCUGGAGAUUAAAAUGACAGAGCUGUGGGACUGAAUCACUUUAGAAAAUGCACACAUGUUGAAAUUUGCUGAAGUAACACUUUCUUAGCCAAGUGGAAAUUAGUUGAACAUUCUGGUAUUUUCACCUUCUUCUCCUCCAGCAGCACAAACUCAGAGAAUAGAUUCAAAAAUCAGUACAAAACAGGAUUGUAAAUCCAAUAUCAGCAGUCAGUAAAUAUGUGCAAAUGGAUUGGCAAUCUAUUACAAUACCCUCUUGUUAUAACUGCACUCAUUAGAAACCAUGAUGAUCAACAUUGGUUUAAAUGGCUCCUGUACCAUUACAAACAUUCAAAUAAAAAUAAAAUACUGUGCAUGCUGGAGAUCUGAUACGUAAAAUGCUGGAGAAACUCAGCAGAUCUGGCAGCAUCUGUGGAGAGACAAAGUUAAUGUUUCAAGUCUGGUAUGACAUUUUCAACAGUUCUGAACAAGACUCAGAUUGGACUCAGAACGUUAACUGUUUAUCUCUCUACAGAUGCUGCCAGAUCUGCUAAGUUUCUCCAGCAUUUUCUGUUUUUAUUAUGUCAAUCCCAUACCUUGCCUUUAGACACUCUGCCUAUUAUGCAUCAUUUCUGUUUUAGAGCCCACUUACAUGCACCUUAUCUAUAAAGCACCCAACCAUUUACAUCUCUAUCUAACUUUCCUUUCUGCUGAAGCAAAUAUCUCACUCCCGAGACCUGACCAUAUAAUAUUGUUCUAAGAGUCUGUGGCAAUAUUGGAGGUGCCACCUCACCUGAAAUGUUAAAUGGUCACUUUAUCUGUCUUUCUCAGAUGGAUGUGAAAGAUAAUUUGGCAUUCUUCAAAAAAAAAAUAGACAAAGCCUCCUGGCCAAUGUUUAUCCCUCAGCCAACACUGCUGAAACAGACUAUUAUUUUGUUCAGUGCCACCUUGCUGUGUUUUCCCCACAAUGACUGCAUUUCUGAAGCAGUUGUGAAGUGUUGGAGAUAUCCUAAGGUUGUAAAAGCCACUAAGUAUAUGCAAGUUCUUUCAAUCUUUUAAAAAUGAAUAAGGCACUGUUAGCUAAUCAGAAAUGUAAACAAAACCAGACAGCAAGCCCAUCAUGAUCUGAAAAUAAAAAGAUGGGUGAAUAUUUUGAUAAAAAUUUAUCAGAAUAAUUUGGACCAAAUUGUUAAGAAAUUAUCUUACCUUUGUUGAAGCUCAUUCAUCUACUGUAGGGAUAUUUGAGAACCAAGAAUCUUUCACCAAUUGCAGGACCCCUGAUAGUUAAUUCCAGAUUUAACUCUUGUUACACCUGCAUAACCUUUCUCUGAAUUUACAAAAUAAUUGUUGACUUUCUGCAAGAGCUCAGAAUGUCUGGCACACAGCCUCAUUGGGAUCUAAAUAAAUCUGCUCCCUUCCUAUCAGUCAUUUGUAGAGGACUAAUGAGAACAUAAAUUACAGUUAUUAAUCUGGUAAAUUAUUUACAUUUUAAACAGAAGUGCUGAGUUUUAUCCAUUUACAGGUUUGUUGUAUUCUUUAUAUAUCUCAUUUACCAUGCAGAAACGACACUAGUUUUAUACAUCCAUUUUAAAUACAAUGCUUUAAAAUAUUUCUUCAAUCACAGGAUAUCUUCAAAUACAUUCUCAGUUCUGGCUUUUUCGAUCUUUCUGGAAGCUUCUGUUUACUUUAGUUCUUGGAGAUUACAUCUAUGUUUAAUCAGUCAAAUGCUUAAACAUAGAUCAGUCAACAGACUAACAUAAUUAAAUAUAGAUCAAUUAAUCUAUUGAAUACUGCACCAAAAUGAUAUUUUAGAAUUUUUGUGAUAAUAGAAACUGUGAUUGAUUUAACUCAGAUCUUUAUUCAAUAGGUUGGAAAAUUACAAAAUAGCAGAGAAUGUGGGAAUAAAAACCCAGUACAAUGUGAGAAGAUUCACAAUUACAAUGUGAUGUGCUAUGGUACUUAAACCAGUGAAACUAUGGUCAGGAACAGCUCCUUCAAAUGAGCUGGGAUUGAUUUUCCAAAAAGCUCUGCAGACUGAGACCACAGAGCCAACAGGAGAGUUUUGAGAGAGAGGGGUCUCACUGGAUAGAUGAGCAAAGAUCUGGCUAUUGACUCCCUUAUGUGUUUAUUUAGUGAGCUGUAACGUCGAACAACCCCUUGUGAAUGCUGGGCUGGUGAUUGUACAUAGUGUUAUAUUUGUAGGGUUUUAUGUGUAAUUGUUGGUAAGUGACAGGCAGUCAGACCAAUCUCUGGUUGAAGUUGAUUUGGGGGGGAUUUAAUCCAAAUGUAUGAACUGAUGGGAUCUGAUUCUAACUCAGGACUUAGUAGGAUGUAGUCUGACUACAAGACUUACAUUUAGAAAUCAACAACUGGAUCAAUUGUAAAAUGGGUGGUAUUUGAAAUAGCUAAUUCAAUCCCCUCAAUCUCCCACUCUUGAGUUUGGUUAAAAUUAUCUCCCAAAAAUCUGAAAGUCAGCAACAUUACAGAAGAUAUUUGUUGUUAGUUGUUGAUUUUUUAACAGACCAAUUCCGGAAGUGCUGAAACUGGCCUCUGCACUGCAGUGGAGCACCAAGCAAAACAUCAGAAAAAGACAAGUAAAAGUGAUUUCCAAAUUUUAGUGUGAAUAGUUUUAUUUUAUUUGUACAAGAAGUGAAUUUACUUAUAAAUUACAAUCAGAUUAAUACUGAAUAUGAAAAUUUAGAAUUAUUUUGUUAUUUUUAAUUGCAAAUUAAAACAAAAGAUUCUGGAA